UCACUGAUUAGGUUAAAAAAAGUAGAAGAGUGUGACUAAAAUAACCAUAUAAUCGUUACGCAAUAAUUUAAUGCAAAUGUAAUUAGAGUUAUUAAUCAUGAAGUUAAGGUAAUUGUAAUUGAACCAAAAAUACAUCUAAGAAAUGCUCGUCAACUUCGUUGCUAUGAUUUCAUGUGUUAUCAAGUAUUAUCAUAUUCGUUAAGACAGGUGCCAAAGCCCACAUUUGAAGUUAUAUUAUUAUUUAUAAUCCUUUAUAUCAUUGACUAUAAAUAAAUACCAAUAAACAAUUCAGCGCUGUUUAAAAAGAUAUUUGAGGUUACGUAGUCUCCUCACAAUUUCGGAAGUUAGGAUGAUUCUAAAUAAAAAUAAGUUGCUGUUUAUACCUGCAUGCUAGUCAAUCACUUGAUGACUGCUUGAUAACUGUUAGCAUGUAGAGAUGGCUGCAUAUUUGAAUCGCACUGUAUCCAUGAUGGCAGGAGAUGGACCCCACAACAAGGGCUCGAUCUCUGCCAUUGCAUCUGACUUUAGGGCCAUACGGAAUACACCACAAGACAAUUCUCCUUUGCAGAUAUUUGUUAAAGCCAAAAGGAAAAUAAAUGACAUAUUUGGAGAGAUUGAGGACUAUGUUAAAGAUGCCAUUGAUUAUAUGCAUGUUGUAGAGAAAGAAUUAUCAAUAUUAAAUGCAGAAGAAGUGAAGCAGAUGGAGACUUUUGUGAAUAAAGUACAUGGUAUUAGGGAUGUUCUUGCUAGAGAUCACAUGAAAGUAGCUUUCUUUGGUCGUACUUCUAAUGGGAAGAGUUCUGUUAUCAAUGCCAUGUUACGGGACAAAGUUCUACCUAGUGGCAUAGGACACACGACUAACUGCUUCCUUCAGGUGGAAGGAUCGCCUGCAGAUGAGCCCUACCUCGUUCUUGAGGGUUCCGACGAGCACUGUGCCGUUGAAUCUGUGGGCCAACUUGCCCACGCUCUUUGCAAGGAAAAGUUAAACGAGUCACAGCUUGUAAGAGUAUUUUGGCCCAGAAAUCGUUGCGUGCUCCUCAGAGACGACGUGGUUUUUGUCGACUCACCAGGAGUGGAUGUUUCACCAAAUUUGGACGAAUGGAUCGAUAAACAUUGUCUAGAUGCGGAUGUCUUCGUGCUGGUGGCGAAUGCAGAGUCCACUCUUAUGGUAACGGAAAAGAACUUCUUUCACAAAGUAUCUACAAAACUUUCAAAACCAAACAUUUUUAUUUUGAAUAAUCGAUGGGACGCCUCUGCUACCGAGCCUGAAUUUCUGGAUCAAGUUCGUAGACAACACCUAGAGAGAGGUAUCGACUUCCUUGUGAAAGAGUUGAAAGUGUGCACACCGAAAGAAGCGGACGAGCGAAUAUUUUUCAUAUCAGCCAAAGAAGCCUUGAUAGCCCGUUUGGCUGAGAAGGGUUUCGGUAGUUCUAAUUCCUUAGCCGAAGGCUUUCAGAAUCGUUAUUUCGAAUUCGAAGAUUUCGAACGAAAAUUCGAAGAAUGCAUCUCAAAGUCGGCAGUUAAAACCAAAUUUGAACAGCAUUCGCAACGAGGAAAGUACAUUUCCAACGAGUUGCGUAACAUCUUAGACAAACUGUAUCAUGAUGCUCAGCUGUUGAAAGAAGAGAAAUUAAAGCAACGUAAAGAUUUAAAUGAUAAAAUAAAUUUUACCGAGCAACAGUUAAUGCUCAUCACGCAGGACAUGAAACAGAAAAUCCACGACAUGGUGGACGACGUCGGUCAACGCGUCGCCAAAGCUCUUAACGAAGAAAUAAGACGCCUGAGUAAUUUGGUCGACGAAUUUAAUUUGCCUUUUCAUCCCGAACCAUUAGUUCUGAAUGUUUAUAAGAAAGAACUUCACGCGCACGUAGAAUCAGGUUUGGGGUCGAAUCUGAGGGCACGGCUGUCCACUGCCCUUGCCUUGAACGUCGAAGCGAGUCAGCAGGAGAUGUUAGAGCGCUUAGAAAAAUUGAUACCAGAUGAAAAAAAGGGCACCAGUAUUAUCCUGCCACGUAGACAGCCUUUUGAGAUCCUCUAUCGUCUCAACUGUGAUAAUUUAUGCGCCGACUUCAAAGAGGACUUAGAAUUCAGGUUUUCGUGGGGCAUAACGACCCUGAUACAGAGAUUCGCUGGGUCUGGUGCUGGUUAUUUAGCCCUCAAAAACAAACGCGACAGCCCUACCAGCUCUAUAAUUCCUAAUCCAAGCAGUCCUACAGAUUUGUACCCAAACCAUCAGAAUAAUAUAGUGAACGAUGACUGGUCUCUAAUAGCGAAACUUGCGUUAGCAAGCGCGACUUCGCAGGGGACCAUGGGGGGCCUGUUGGUCGCUGGUUUCCUUUUUAAAACUGUUGGAUGGCGCGUAAUAGCUGUAACGGGCGCUAUUUAUGGAUGUCUUUACUUGUAUGAAAGACUAACUUGGACAAACAGGGCCAAAGAGAAGGCGUUCAAGAGGCAAUACGUGGCGCAUGCUACAAAGAAAUUGAAACUGAUUGUCGAUUUGACGUCUUCGAAUUGUAGUUAUCAAGUGCAGCAGGAAUUGAGCGGCACGUUCGCCAGAUUGUGUCACUUGGUGGACGAAGCCACGACCGAUAUGGACGCUGAACUUAAAGCGUUAGAGGUGCAGGUCCGGAACUUGGAAAAUGCAGCUGGACGAUCGAAAGUAUUGAGAAAUAAAGCGAAUUAUUUGACACAUGAACUUGAACUUUUCGAAGACGCUUAUCUCAAACCUCUCAAUUAAACUCCCUGUCUGUUAGUUGAUUUAUUAGUUUAGCAGAGAUUUAUAAUAAAUAUACAAAUAUUUUACACCUCGGCAACGCAAAUUUUGAGGCCUCUCGUUGUAUGUAAUUAUACUUAUAAUUAUUGAUAUUGUAAUAAUUAGUAAUUUUGUCAUACAGUACACGUGAGUAAAGGUCAUACAGACAAUUAUCAAUUUAUAAUUGUACAUGUUAACAUAAUAUGAUGAAAGUGCAUGGAAAGAUAAACGAUGGAAGACUA
Agrilus planipennis (emerald ash borer) is the source of this 2994-nucleotide messenger RNA. It is a transcript of the gene Marf, whose product is annotated as transmembrane GTPase Marf. Gene Ontology annotation, cellular component: mitochondrial outer membrane. The record is from RefSeq and is a predicted model, not a curated record. Gene Ontology annotation, molecular function: GTPase activity; GTP binding. Gene Ontology annotation, biological process: mitochondrial fusion; mitochondrion localization. NCBI's taxonomy places the organism in Eukaryota, Metazoa, Arthropoda, Insecta, Coleoptera, Buprestidae. The coding region runs from base 437 to 2737 and encodes 766 amino acids. The transcript has 8 exons.